Molecule: messenger RNA, 1507 nt
Organism: Betta splendens (Siamese fighting fish)
Lineage: Eukaryota; Metazoa; Chordata; Actinopteri; Anabantiformes; Osphronemidae
Gene: ccdc34
Product: coiled-coil domain containing 34
Exons: 7
Coding region: 156-1166 (336 amino acids)
Source: RefSeq, a predicted model, not a curated record
CACCAUGGUAAUAGAAACAGCGUCGGGUUGAGCGUGGGGGCGUGGUGCAUCAUGGGAAAAGGCUUUUAGUACAAUGGUGCCAGCGUCAGGAAAAGGCGAACGGCAGCAACGAGACUUUUCCGCAAAUUUAAACGUAAAGCUGACAUCAGCUAGUAAUGUCUGGAGGGAAGAUGCCGAACUGUCCUUUAUCUGCCUCCAAGGGGUUCAGCUCGACCCCUAUCAAGAUUACCCAGGGGAAAGACUUCCACACUACCAGCCAGUCAGCCGAUGGCGUUCUGUCUGACGACGAAGACACAUUUUCCCUGCUCUCACCCAUCUAUCAUGACAGUUUUGACAGUGGUGAAGAAGACUUGGAUCGCAGCCCAGUUCAGCAGCCUUCACCCAGGCACCGCACACAUUCAAGGCUCAGUAAUUCACCAGUCAGAUGCGAGCUACCCAAAACACCUUCAGACCAGAUGCUUAGUCCAGAUGUUCAUCCUGCUUCCACCACUCUGAACGCAUGGGAAAUGUGGCUGGUGAACAAAGCCAAGAAGGAACGCCUAAGAUUGGAAAAGAAAGCCGAAGAGGAGCGCCUACUCAAACAAAAAAAAGAACAACAGGACAGAGAGGAGGUACAGAAAAAAAUUGUCAUGGAGGAGAGAAUCCAAGAGUGGCUCAAGAUGAAAAGACAACAGGAGAAGCAAGAGCAAUUAAUAAAACAGAGCAAAGAGGAGGAGGCGAUACAGAAGCAGCAGGAGAAACAAAAGGAGACUGAACGGAAAGCUGAGCAAAAAUACAGAGACUGGCUGCAGAAGAAGAACAGAGAAAAAAUGGAAAGAGAAAAAAAGGAAAAGGAGCAGGUUGCCUUGAAGGAGGAACAGGAAAAAGAGCGCAGGAGGAGGGCAGAGGAAAGGUUCAAAGAGUGGCUGGCAAAAGCUAAUGAAAAAAGCAGCGCAAGUCCCAAAUCACCUUGCUACCCUACAAGUCCUUAUGACAAAUCCUACCCAUCACCCAGCUUCUACAAUCCGAUUCCAUGGAAACCAAUUCCUGUCCCUCCUCCAGAAACACCAGUGAAUAAGACGUCUGUCAAGAAACCUCAGAAACAUAGAACCCGCCAACAAAGCCCCAUCCCCACUUAUAGACUCAGAAAUACUGUCAGUGCAGGACAAUUGCUGCAGAGGAGAUGACACGGCACUCUGACAUCUUUGCUUGUGUUAUUGUAUCCUAGUUACAGCUCUGAUAUGAUUUCAUCCACACCACUGCAAGCUCCUCAACAGACGUUUUUUCUGAAUCACACGAGUGUGCCUGUGGCAAUUAAGACAUGAUUCUUUAUGUAUGUCUUAUUCUUAUGGUUGUAGUUGGAGCAGUUCUAUAACACAUUCAGAUGUAAUGUCUGUUCGGGGUUUAGAAUACUUUCCAUAUUUUCCAAGAUAUUUUGUCUUGUAAUUAUAAUCAUCCUCAACAUAAGAAUGCGCAGCAUAAUAUGUGGCAUGUUAUGUAAAUUAAAUCUGAUUGUUUUUAUGAUAAA